GUUUUAGUUAGACCACAGUUGGCAACAUCGGAAAGGUGAUUCAGAGGUAAAAAGAAAACGAAAACAAAUAUUAGAUAUUAAUUAACCUCCUAGGAGGCCUUGAAGGUAUUUAGUUGAUAUUUUCAUUGCCAGUGUUUGUGUUAAUGUUUCUUUUAAACAUUAAAUUAUCUCACCAAAUGAAAAAGUUGAAGAUACUGCACAGCCACGCAUUAUUUUCGGUACAAGGAACAUAACCUUAAACAACAAAUUUGGAAAACAUCACAAAAAUAAUGUUUAUCGUCAUACAAAUUUUGAUCUUAAUUAAUUACUCCCUGUCUAUACCUGAAGUGUACCCAAAUAACAGACAGGACUAUCAAAGAAUUAUAGUUAAUAAAUGUUGUGGAGUAAAUGAAACAUAUUUUGGUAACUAUUGUAAGCUUGCAGAUGAAGUAAACCUCUGGCAUCCUCUUUUCACAUCUGAGCGAGGCGAAACAAAUUUGCAAAUAAAACAUAAUUUAGCAAUAGGUACACCUAAUUGUGGUCAUAUGCAACAAUGGUCAGUGUAUCACUAUCAAAAUUCAACAGAUAAACUGAGACUGUUGCCAAACGGUGUAUUAAGACAUUACAUUGAUAAUCAAGUUCCAAAUGAAUUAGACAAUGAUUCUGAAUUUGCAGAUGACAAAUCUAAAAUAUAUUACGACUAUGCACCUGGAAAAUAUUGUUUGGAUAAGAAAAACGAUGGUUUUGGAUUUAUUAGCGAAUUUGCAUUGGUAUGUGCACCUAUUCACCAGCAUGAUUGGACAGCAAACGAGUUUUUAAUGCACAAUGUUGUAAGCCCUGUCACACAUGCAAUAACUAUUAUUUUUCUGUUAAUAGUGGCAAUAAUUUAUUUUGUAAUGCCAACAUUAAGAGAUCUGUCAGGAAAUAUCACAACUACAAUUUGUAUGUGCCUUAUAGUAAGCCAAACAGCUGACUUGGUGAGACUUUUAACAGUUUUUAAAAGCCAUAUAAGUCUGCUUAUUACUGAGACAAUAUGCUAUAUUAGUCUGUUAGGUGCCUUUUUCUGGUUGAAUAGUUUAGGAUAUUAUAUAUGGAAAACAUUUAAAUCAAGAAAUGUAUUUCUGAGAAUAACCGAUGGUAAAAAGUAUUGUUACUAUGGGCUGUAUGCCUGGUCCUGCACAAUAAUUUUAGGAGUUUUAGCAGUGUUUGCACAUUUUACAAUGGACUAUCCUGAAUUUAAAGCAAAAAAUGUUCAAGAUCCUGAGCAAGAACAAAUAGGAUCUUUAGGAAUGAUCAUAUUCUUUGUACCUGUAGCCUUUACAGUAUUAGUUGAUGUAUUUUUCUUUGCCACAACUUUGAAGAAAAUCAACAGAAUGCAUACUUAUGGACGAAUACAUCAUAAACUAAGACACAGUUUUAGAAUGUUUUUGCUCCUCAUGCUUGUAAUGACUCUGUGUUGGCUGUUCCUUCUUUCAUCAUUUUCCAAAUUUGAAGGAUUAAUAAGCAGUCAUAUUAUUGUAAAUACACUACAGGGGCCACUAAUUUUUUACAUAUGUGUUUUGAACCAGAAACAUGUGUCUUAUUUAUUAAAGAAGACAUGCUGUUAUGAGAACUGUAUUUGUCCAUGUUGUCGCCCCGAGCAAGAGAGUGAAUGGGGAGAUGAAAUGACAGCAAUGAACACAAGUCCAUAUUAAUAUUUAGAGACAAUAGUGUGAUAUUUGAUAUUUUUUUAGAUCUAUUAAUGUGAAAUAUGAUUAUAUUUAAGAAAAUUGUUAGUGGAUAAAAAUAAUGUUGUUCUUAAGUUAUAUUCUUUUUAAUAACAAAAUAUAUCAACUGAAUCUCAA
Molecule: messenger RNA, 1823 nt
Organism: Sitophilus oryzae (rice weevil)
Lineage: Eukaryota; Metazoa; Arthropoda; Insecta; Coleoptera; Curculionidae
Gene: mthl5
Product: probable G-protein coupled receptor Mth-like 5
Exons: 7
Coding region: 270-1673 (467 amino acids)
Biological process (GO): cell surface receptor signaling pathway
Cellular component (GO): membrane
Molecular function (GO): transmembrane signaling receptor activity
Source: RefSeq, a predicted model, not a curated record